Rosa rugosa (rugosa rose) is the source of this 1089-nucleotide messenger RNA. RefSeq names its product dirigent protein 1-like. The transcript has a single exon. The coding region runs from base 141 to 677 and encodes 178 amino acids. NCBI's taxonomy places the organism in Eukaryota, Viridiplantae, Streptophyta, Magnoliopsida, Rosales, Rosaceae. The record is from RefSeq and is a predicted model, not a curated record.
GCUCCUCAUCUCCCUAGCCCUACUUCUUGGUUGCCCAGUUAGCCCCACAUAUUUAGUUUCCUCUAGUUGCUAUCAGUUAAAGCAAUUACCAAGGAUAACUAUAGACAGAAACCCACCAACUCUUACUCUUUCAUAUACCAAUGGCAUUAAACUUGAUACCCAAGUUACUGUUGGUCCUGGUUCUAUCCAUGACUACAUUUUCAUCCAUAGCCAGUAGCAGUAAAGAGUACAAAGAAACCCACAUGUCCAUGUACCUUCAGGACUUCCUUACCGGUCCAAAUGUCACAGAUAUACCAGUUGCGGGUGUCGCUGGAAAGCUUUGGGCCUUCAAUCAAUUUGGAACAGUUUAUGUCAAUGACAACCCUCUCACCGAAGGCCCAAGCCCACAAUCGGCAGAGGUGGGCCGAGCCCCAGGUAUUUUUGUGGCUUCAGCACUGGACGGAUCUAGUGGCCUUGUUGCGUUUUCAGUAGUGUUCACAAACAAGGAGUACAAUGGCAGCACCAUAGAGAUACUAGGAAACAGUAAAAUACUGGACCCGGUUAGAGAGCUUUCGGUGGCAUCCGGUACCGGAAAGUUUCGGUUUGCUAGAGGGUACGCUACGCUUGAAACCUAUUUUCUGGACAUUCCGAGAGCAUACUCGAUCGUACGACUCAACAUAACAGUGGAACACAAGUAGAGAACUAAAAUAGUGUGUAUGAGAGCUGAAUAGGGAGCACUUGUUCGUUUUGUAUGGACUUGUGGUUGCCUUAAUUUGGUUUUUAUUUAGCACCAGUUUUCCAGCGUUAAAAGGGGUAUUUCUUCUCCAACUAAAAAUAAAAGGAAAUCUAGCUAUGUAAUAUGCAAUAAUGUUGGUUUGUCAUCGUCAGACUUGGUUUGGUGGGAUGAGGCUCCUCUUUUUAUUCUAGAUCUUUGUCGACGAGAUAAGCUUGGUUUUCUAAAUUUCCGGUUUCUUUGAGUUGUAUUUUAUUUAUCUUUUUUAUUUGUUUUGAAUGAAGGUAGUGCCUCCUUUAAUUUUCUUUUUGGCUAAGGGCAUGGCUAUUGUCCUCCUCCCUUUUGUAAUCUUUUAAUUCUCUUUUAAUAAAAUUGGG